Messenger RNA from Paramuricea clavata, 8540 nucleotides. Lineage: Eukaryota; Metazoa; Cnidaria; Anthozoa; Malacalcyonacea; Plexauridae. The record is from the annotation of a GenBank genome assembly.
CAAAAAUUGUGAAAACAAUAAAAAUACAGAUUUCUUUAGCCUGUUUCUCGUACUGCAGCAGAGGAAAAGUAAAAGAAAGCCAGCAGACGUAAACGCUAAUAAACGUCGCAAACGGGAAGUUAGCAGUCAAGAAUUAUUCGCUGAAACAUGGCCGAAAAUGCGUUUCUUGCAAAAUGUGUGUUUUUGAUGACAAAUAACCUCUAGCAUGAACUUAAUAUUGAUGGAAUAUUACUUAAAAUUUGCAACACGAACGCGUUUGUUGUCCAGGACAAAGUAUAAAUAUUUGUUUUUUGAGUGAUAGGCUACUGUGCGCCAACGAUCAUCGUCGUCAAAUUUCAGUAUGCGAGGUAUUUUGCUAAAAUUGCUUGUUUUUCACCUAAUUCAUUUUCUCAUUUACAUGUUGUACCAUUGAAAUGUGAUUAGGCCAAAAGAUGUGUUUUUCUUUCUAGUUUUUGCUAAUAGAAUGUAAACUCGCCUAAAAUGUGAAGAAAAUACUGAAUUUUGGCAAAUUUCAUGUGCAAGUGUGAUUUGUACGAAAAAGGCGACUCAGAAAAUGAGCGUCAGAAUAAAAAUUUUACCAUGUGUUUUGCUAUAAUAGUUUUAAAUAUUAUUUUUAGGUUUUCAAAGUACUUAAAAAAGAGAUAGACAUAGCAAUCAGAUUUUUCUAUGACCCUCAUUCCGAAACGCAAACAUUGUAUUAUUUUCAAAGACAAUUUUCACUCGUUCAAAAUUCUAUAAACACAAAUUUUGUCAUGUUACAGGUUGUGCCAACGAAAUAUCGCUGUUUUACAUUAAAUUUCAAAGCAUUUUAAAGUCGGUAUUAAAUUUUUGGCUUUGUAAAAAAUGAAGAAGUUUUAGUAUUUUCGGUUUGAAGCUAUCAGACGACAUUUUAAAAGGAAAUUUUUUGUUCUGUUUUGUUUUGCACUGAAAUAAUCGAUAUUAAUAGUUUAUACAUUGUAAAAUAUGUAGUAAAAGAGGAAAUAAAAGUAUUACUGCAACAUUUUUUGUCAGUAAAUCCAAUUUUUGUGGUGAUUUGUGGGCCUAAAUAGCCGCUGCAAAAUUGUCCUUCGAAGGCUCCGUUCGUGUUGUUUAUGUUUUUUAAAUCAACCAAGUAGAAGCACGCAUUCUACUUCUCCCGCUGAAAAUCCGAGCAGUUUUCGCCAAUGCUGAGUCAAUUUUCCAACCUGUUGUAUUCAUGCAGGUGAAUAUGAUGUUUGUGAUGUUACUCUGAGUGUAUAUCCAAACCGGGCGAGCUCGAAAAACAUGCCCGGCCCCGGAAUAGAAGCCCAAUGCUCCGCCAACUGAGCCAUGCACGUGGUCAGGUCGGUUCGAGUAAGUAAUCUUUCGGAACAGAAUCUAGUUCCUUCGAUACCAAUGUAAUCUAGUAAUAUGAUUUUAUUAAUCAUAUUACUAGAUUACAUUGGUAUAUCGAAGGAACGAGAUUCUGUUCCGAAAUAUCACUUACUAUCGAACCGACCUGGCCGCGUGGUUCAGCCAGGGGGAAGCAUUGGGCUAGUAUUCCGGGGAUCGUGGGCCCGAUUCUCACCGUGGCCGGGCAUGUUUUUCAAGUUCUCCCGGUUUGGAUAUACACUCAGAGUAACAUCACAAACAUCUUGUAUGAGUACGUAGUGUAAUAUAAUUCAAAUUUGAACGAGUUCGGUAACAGCUAUAUCAUUUGCCGCCCUUCGUUGGGCACGAAAAUCAUCUCGGUAGUCAAACAAAAUACGUUUCAUCCAUAGUCUUACCUCCGUAAGAUUCCACACUUUUGCGAUUCCAGUGUGAUAUGGCUAGUGCUAUGUAUAUUAAUGAACCCCAUUUCCGCGUGGACGAGCACAUUUAGCGUCCAUUUGAAGUUGGCCGUAUUUUCUGGUGCAACUUUCCGCCCUCUCUUCGUACAUUAUCAAAUAUUACUUCUGUUAUUUUCAUAGUGAUCCGACCCCGUUAGCUGGUUCCCAUAAACGUUAAAAAUCACGAAAAUUAACUUAUAGACACGACGCAAUAUACGCGGGGUUUAUAUCCACGUCUAUUAAAAAACGCUUCCAAGCCAUGCUUUGUUUUGAAUAUAUUGCGCCAUUUUGUAUCAACAAGAAGCGCAGGAACCAGGCUUUAUGAUACGGCAGGACAGAAGGGGGAAUCUAUGUAUCCAGAGGGGAGAAAUGCUGUCUUUGACUACAUAAACGGCAAAGUAUCCCGAGCUUCCUACUUACUAAGCGAAUUAGAUCAUAUUACAAUGCAAUUUUGCGCAAUAUAAAUUCUAAGAAAUUCGGUAAGACUUUUAUCAUAUUUUAGUUGUAAUUUACGCACGAAUGAGAGCCAUAGCCUGAGUAAAUGUCUCAGUGAAUAUGCGAACUAUAUAACUAUGUGUUAAAAUACUAUUUUAAAACAAUAUCAUUUGAAUAAUUUGAGCAUGCAAGAGUGCGACAACAAAGGAAACAAUAAUAUUCACUCUUAUCUGAAACCUGACAGUAGAUAGUGCAUCCCUUAUGCAUAAAUGAAACCAAUCGCGGCCAUAUUCAUGUGACCAACACGAAUCCACGAUAGCAUUGCUGACAUAUUAGAAGAGGUUCUUAUAGUUAUUCUAUUGUUGGAAAGGACGCGUAAUGUACAUUGAUAGGAAAUGGUCAUCUGUUGCAUUUGAAAAUUUCUUCUCAUUGCAUGCAGGGACGUAGCGACCGGGGGGAUGGGGGAGGGGGGUUGACACCCCUCGACUAAGACGAUUUAAAAAUUUCAGGUAAAUUCAUAAAAAACUGGCGUUAAUAAAUCAGGUAAAAAAUCUUGAAACCCUAACGGAAACAGGCAAAUAAUAGAGGAUUGAAAUGUGGAAAGUAGAUGAGGUUUUAAUUCUUUUUGGCUUCAUACGUUGAUACGUUCAGAGAUUUCCGUUUUUGCAACGAGCCAGGGUUUAUUUUACGAAAAGAAUAUGUUGUUGCACGUUAUGUUAAAGUGUCUAUUUUACCAUUUCCAUCGGCAAAAAUAACCAGAAUUUUUUUUCGCUAAGUAACAUUUAUAAUUCACUUCCGUUUUUUGGGCCCUUUUGGUUUGGCUCUACACACAAGGUACGUGCAAGAAAUCAUUAAUUUCAUCUACUUUUUUAUAAUAAUACAGUGUAUUUGAAUUACAUAGAAUUAUUUGUUUGCUUAGAUUAAUACAGCAAAAGUGAUAUGAUAUCCGGAUGCAAAAUUUGAACGUGUUUAUGUGUGAUGUGUAUUAUGUGCCGUGCACUAUGUCAUAUUCUUACUUACAUUGUAGUUUAUUAAUUCUACACAAAUGGCCGAUAUAUAUAUACAUAUAUAUAUAUAUAUAUAUAUAUAUAUAUAUAUAUAUAUAUAUAUAUAUAUAUAUAUAUAUAUAUAUAUAUAUAUAUAUAUAUAUAUAAAUAUAUAAAAAGGCAAAAACAUCAAAAUUCAAUCUUAAAAUUUUAUUUCAUCGCUACACAGUGUUUCACGUACAGCGUACGAUUAAAUUAAUUAAUUACGUAUUGAAUUUUGUUGUUUUUGUCUUUUUAUUUGCUCUACUGAUUUAUUGGUGUUGAGCACUCUAGUUCACUAGGCACAAAUUCAAUAUUGAAUAUGUAUAUAUAUAUAUAUAUGUAUAUAUAUAUAUAUAUCGCAAGGUCUUGAGGCAAAACCCAUGUCAUGUACGCUCGCUGCAAACAUUGCUCUUAAAGGGUAUGGGCAAUGAAAAUUGCUUCAUCUAUCUUAUUGCUUCAUCUGACAGAGCAUGAAAAAAUAAACCGAUUGGCCGUUUACUGCUCUAUUCUAUCUCAUCUGGUUCCGAAGUUAUACGCAAAAAUGUGCAAAAUAUAAAUUGCUGAUUCAGCACAAUGUGUGACGUCAUAAGCUGGGUAAGUAUGUUUAUUGAAUAGUAAACUAAAGCAUAGCUGAGUUAUUAUUGUCUCAAAUCAAAUGAAAUUUUGCAUACAGAUAGUACAUGAUGAGGCACAUGGGAAAAUACUUCUAAUUUCGUUGUCAAGGCAACACAGUUGUUCUCAGGCCCCUUACACUGAUUUUGAAUAACUAGUUGCAUUUCUCUAUGUGUAUGUCAUUUUCGAAUUAUUAUCAUGCAAGUAAACUUUCGGCAUGCAUAGGUAUCACACACAUACUUCUGAUAUUAUUUUAUUUUUAUCAGUACCUUGAAUAAAGCUGUUUUAUAAAAUUUGCGCAAGGGGCCUGGGAACGACAUUGUUACCUUGGCAGCAAAAUUAGAAGUGUUUUUCCAUGCGUCUCAUCAUGUACAAUUAGUAUCCAAAAUUUCAUUUGAUUUGGGCCCAUAAUAACUGAGCUAUGUUUCAGUGUAGUAUUCAAUAAACAUACUUACCCAGCUAAUGACGUCCCACGUUGUGCUGAAUCGGCAAUUUAUAUUUUGCACAUUUUUGCGUAUAAUUUCGGAACUAGAUGAGAUAGAAUAGAGCAUUAAACGGCCAAUCGGCUUAUUUUUUCAUGCUCUUUCAGACGAAGCAAUAAGAUAGAUGAAGCAAUUUUCAUUGCCCAUACCCUUUAAGGUGGCAAAAAGCGUGAUCUUUUCAAGUUGGCUUUGUAAACAAUUUCAGACAGCCGCCCCUGCCGUUGUGAAAAAUGAGAGAUCAUUCAGUUUACUAAAGAUUGUAAAAGUUAUUCACGUAAUAAAAUAUCUGGAGAACGUACGUUGCAUGAUCCUUGCCGCUGAAAAAAUAUCACUGAUGUCUUUGAUGUUACUGCGAUCGCGAAAAAAACAACAUGAGCUCCACCUUUGAAUUUACAAUAUGAGUAAAUUCUUAAACACAUCCGAAUUUAUCAUUGUGAUAAAUUUGCGGCACAUUCUGAAUUUAUCAAUAGAAUUAAUCAUAAAACCACAAUCAUUAGACAAGACUUCUUGCUAUAAAUGUAAUGGCACUUUUGUUUUUCAAUUUUUUAAGAAAAUAGUUUUUUAAAAAGUUUUAAAAAAGUUUUAAAAGAGUUUUAAAAAGCAAAAAAAGUUUAAAAGUUAGAUUUUUAAAAAAGUUAAAAAAGUUUAAAAACUUUAAAAAGUUAAAAAUGUUAGAGGUUAGGGGUUAGUGGUUAGGGUUGGGGUUGGGGUUGGGGUUAGGGUUAGUGUUAUGUGCCGCGAAUUUAUUAUUAUGAUAAAUUCAAAAUGUGCCGCGAAUUUAUCAUAAUGAUAAAUUCGGACGUGUUUAAGAAUUUAGUCAUAUAGUAAUUUCAAAAGUGGAGCUCAUGCUGCAAAAAAAUGGUUAAUCUUGAAAAACCGCCGAUUGGCGAUUGCUUGAAAACAGUAAAGGUUAAAAACAUUAGUUUAUUGUAUAGGAAAACGCAGUUCUCGUUCAGCUCCAAAUUAUCUCUAUUAACUAAAUUACAUCAAUUCACAAUUGUCGUUCCUUUUCCCUACAUAAAAAUGGCGGAUGGACUGCUUCGACAAAAGUUUGUUAAAAUUGACUAUAGUUAUUGGAAGGCCGAGAGAUAACUAAUCAAUGUGAUUAUGGUAUUUUAAAAUUAACUACCUAAUUGGAGAUUUGUAAGUAAGAUUUGUAAGUAAUAAAAAAGUGUUGUAAAAAUGGAUAAUGUGGGUUAAAUAUCAAGGUGAUAGCUGUUCAGGGGAGAAAUGCACCACAACAUCGCAGUACGCAAAGAUAGGGGGGUUUAUAUUUUCAGGUAAAUUUUUACAAUAGUUUAAAAUAAGGUAGAUUACUGCAUUGCAUCCCCCCAACUAGCACACCUUCGCUACGUCCCUGAUUGCAUGUAAGUAUUUAUGCUUCAAAAUUGGCCCUUUGAAUUGAAAGGAAUACUCUACGCAGUCCUAGUUUUCAGAUUAGUAAAUACUAUUUAUGUAUGCAAAGUUAACGAUUAUAAUGGGGCUACAUUAAAUGCAUGACGCUUACAUAAAGAAGUCAUUAAGCAUUUGAACAGAAUACUAGAAAUAUAUAGGAGUCAAGAUAUAGGUAAGUAUUUAGUAAAUGUAAUUACAUGGAAUAACUUAGGUACAGGAGGAGACCAUACCUGUAAAAUAAGACAAGCUAAAGGUAUAGCAUUAUGACUUUUCGAGUUUCUUAUAGAAUGCACCCUACGCAAUUGUAUACUAUAACGCUUGCCAAUGAUUGAAAAAGUGCUAUUCUACAAACAGCCGCAAAAUGUAUAUGGGAAAUUUCCGCAGAAAUCGUGAAAAGGCACUAAAAUAAAUGACACGUAUACGAUACCGAUACCGGUGCCCGCGUUAGAGAGAACCGCGGGUUAUCUUAAUAACCCCUUUAAUUAAAAGCAGCCGGUCAUUAUCUCGACAAGCGCGGGCUAGCUCCAUUCUUUAUAUAUGAAUGAAAUAAAAUUAAAAACGAAAAUAAAAAGGUGCAAACGGUCUUUAUGUUUCCGAAAAGUAUUUGAGCAACCAUUUGAAUUCCAAUUAUUCUUUGAGCUGCAUGAGUAUUAUCUAAAAUACUCUCAAAAACAUGUAUUUCUCAAUGACUGAAUUAAUAAAAAAAGUAAUGCCAGAAUGCUGGAUUCGCCCCUGAGUUUUUUUAAACUAACGUAGUCAUGCAAAACAUUUGAUAUAUCUGUACAGGCAUCGGAGUGAAUUUUGGAAGUAACUAUAUUCAGCAGUCAUGAAUUCUGGUCAUAUCCUGUUUGUCUAUCUGUUAUUGCUGUACACACAGACCUGCAGUUCUCUGCACUCAAGUGCGUUGUUCAAAUUGUCCAUGUCAGGUAAGUACUGCAAUAAAAUUAUUAAAAUUUGGAAAGAAACCAAAAUUAGGCCUCAGUAUAAUACAGUAAGAUUUUGUGUCCAUAUCAGGGAUGUUAAAUAACUGAAAAGCCUGGAAAUAUUUUGUAAGAACACCAUGGAUCUUGUGGUUUUCAGGUUGCAAAAGUGUUAGCAGUACUGUUUACUACUUUUUCAACAGCUGGAGUGCGUCGAUGAAACUUUAACAUUGAACCCGAUAACAAAAAUAACUGCAUUUAUACAGGGUAUCUUUAUCAUUUCUAUAAAAAAAUUAUGUUCCAGCUUUUUCACAUGGAACAUAGAGAAAAUCCUGCAGUGUUUACUUCAGUCCAAUACCAUUUACUCUUCACGCACGCGAUUGAGGUGUUUCAGUGUAAGUGCGUUCUGCCGAGUUAUACUUGCGUCUCUGAUAUUUUCUUUAUUUUUUCUGCAGGUUACCGUCUAUACGGCCAUGUGAUCAGUGAACACAACACACUGAAUUUCUUGAAAUGUUCUCUAUACUGCCUCAGAAAACCUUCUCACUGUAAAUCAAUCAAUUACAAAGCGAGAAAACAUAAGCAUCCUUCUAAUAACUGCCAGCUUAACAACGCCACGAAAACAGCACAUCCUCAGAAUUUGCUGCCUAAUAAAAACUAUGAUUAUUAUGAACCGCUGACGGUGCAAAAGGUAUACUUUUAUAGAAUUUUUUGUAUAAACAAUGGAAAACAAUAUUUUAGGCGAGCAAUAAUUUUGUUUAUGUCGUUGAUAAAUGAAACAAAUUGGGUCUUAUCAAGUAUCCCCGUUUUUCCAAUCCCACCCUUCACAAAAUCGCGAGGGGAAAGAAAUCGUGAUUGGAAGGCAAAAUGGAAUUGCUCCAAGUUGCCGCAAGUAUGUUUGCCGACAUUUUCUGGACGCUACAACGCUCCUAAUACAAAAACUAUACCCUACAUAAUUGUCCUGAGUUGAAAGCUGUCAUUUUAAUAGCAUUGAAGGAGGUAAAGAUAUGCAAAAUUAUUGUGUGAAUCUAACAAGAUUAAUUAAUGAAAAUCGAUAUGUUAGGGUAAAACGGUUGUGUUAUAGCUGACUUCAAUUUUGUCCUUUGAGUUUUGUUUAGGUAUUUCAGCAACGUCGAAAUUAUAUUUUUGAAAAACGAUUUCUCCAGAUAUUUUUGCAAAGAUAGGAAUCGAAUACGCAUAUUCUAUUUAAUAUUUUUGGUGUAUGACUUCAUAAUGCAAAAAUUAAAUAUAUAUUUUUCAUUGCAGGAAAUACAAAAACAAGAACCAGUAAAUUAUGGUAUGAUAACUUCAAACACAUUCAUUCGUUCAAGGUUAGGCGAGGUCAGGUUGUAGUAGGUUGAGGUAAGAUUGAGGCUAAGUUUGAAGUAAAUUUGUUUUUAGGUUAAGUUGAACUUGGGUUGAGGUUUGGUUGAAAUUGGGUUAAUAAUUGGUUGAGGUUAUGUUGAGGUUAGGAGUAUAGUAUACUUAAUAUACUUUUUUCUUAAGCAAAAUGUUGUAAUGACCUGUACAAAUCAGGCAAGUCAACCACCGGGGUUUACACAAUCGACCCAGAUGGCCAUGGAGCUUUUCGUGGUCGUUGUGAUAUGGAAACCAUAUACCAUAACUAUAUUUCAAAGACGUGUAGAUGGCUCUGAGGACUUUUACAGAAACUGGACUGACUACAAAACUGGAUUUGGCAAUUUGUCUGGUGAGUUCUGGCUUGGUUUGGACAAGAUUCAUCGCCUCUCAGCCAGUGGGCAGAAUAUACUGAGAGUUGAUCUCGAAAGUUUUGAGAACGAGAGAGCCUAUGCAGUUUAUGAAUCAUUUUCUAUGGGAAAUGAAAGUGAAGUUUACAUUUUGAAUGUUGGUAACUACUCAGGUUAG